AAUGAGCAAUGAACAGGAGAGAGAGAGAGAGAGAGCCUGCGGAGUGAUACGUAUAUAUCGAGUAGCGGUGAUAGACAUCAGGAGCACAAAAAUGGCAGAAGAAGGUGAGAAGGAGAAACCAGAAAGCGGUACCACAGAGAUAGAACCGUCGGUAGAAAAAGACAAGGGAGAAAUUGGAAUGAAGCCAUGGGAGCAGCAUUCUGCUGUGAUAAGCAUCCCUCGCUUCGACUACAACGCUCCAUCUUCUAUCCUCCGUCACUCUCACUGUGGCUUCCUCGUCACCUGCCCCAUCAAGAGGGAAAAAAGCGCAACAAAAGAAGCAAUUUGUAUUUUGGAAAAGUACAUUCCAAAUGCUGCAGCUAAAAAAAGGAAAGUAUGCCCAGGAGCUGCAAAUGGAGAAUACCCUGACAACUCUGAAAACAAGGAUUCUGGGUGUAAAAAUGAAAUUUCUGAGUCUGAUACUUGUGUAGAAAAAAAUCAUGAGCUUUCACUAGUGAAGUUGACCAGAAGUGGGUUGCUUCUCUUCACCUUUCCUUGUGGGAAGUCUCCUCCAAUUGUCAAUAUUCUGUUUGACAUUGUUCAUUCACUGGAAUCUAAAAGUUUAAAUAUGCCGCGCUGGUGUCAUAGAAUAUUCCCAAUUCAAGGCACGUGUGUGUUAGAUGAGAAGGAACUUCGAACGCUUGUAUCAAAGCUUGUUAGUGAAUUUAUGAUUGACAACCAAAACAAACUUGGCCAACCUGUUAAGUUUGCAGUUGGAUAUAACAGAAGGGGUAUUGAAGAGACUGAGAUGAAAAAAGUGCGAAAAAAUGAAAACGAUCCUCUAUCUACUUUGCUAGACCGUGACAAAUGCUUUAGUGUUGUGGCAGCAGCAAUAAAAGAUAUUGUCCCCAAUUCAGUAGUGGAUCUGAAGCAUCCAGAGGUUUCUGUACUUAUAGAGUUACUACCGCUUUCUGGGAUUCCUGAUGGGUCAGCAGUGGUAGGUGUAUCAGUUCUUCCAAAGGCACUGGUUAGCACGAAACCACGGCUCUCUGUCAAGGCUCUAGUUGCGGAUAUAAAGGCGAAGGGUGGGAAAAGAAGCCAAUGAUGAAAUGCGUUUCAAAUGCAUCAAGCAAAUAGAUGCCUAUUUGUCUUGUACUGAAGAUUUUGUAGCUUUUGUCACAUUUUAUGUGUUAUGUUUAUUAUUUAUUGAUCAAACCAACUCUAUCUUCUUUGAUUA
This is a messenger RNA of Ipomoea triloba (trilobed morning glory), 1216 nucleotides long. RefSeq lists its product as uncharacterized. The record is from RefSeq and is a predicted model, not a curated record. The transcript is spliced from 7 exons. Gene Ontology annotation, molecular function: RNA binding. The coding region runs from base 2 to 1084 and encodes 360 amino acids. Gene Ontology annotation, biological process: tRNA modification. Lineage: Eukaryota; Viridiplantae; Streptophyta; Magnoliopsida; Solanales; Convolvulaceae.